This is a messenger RNA of Prosopis cineraria, 1365 nucleotides long. RefSeq names its product proline-rich receptor-like protein kinase PERK10. NCBI's taxonomy places the organism in Eukaryota, Viridiplantae, Streptophyta, Magnoliopsida, Fabales, Fabaceae. The record is from RefSeq and is a predicted model, not a curated record. The transcript has a single exon. The coding region runs from base 183 to 1199 and encodes 338 amino acids.
CAUCCCAGCUUAUGUAUGAUUUGAUUCUUUGCCUUUCCACUAAUCAUGCUUGAAGUUGUCCCCAAGUCAUCCUCAUCCCCUUUUUAUUCUGUUUUUCGCUUCUUCAUGGGGUCACUGCUGCUGCUGCUGCUCCUCCUCCUCUUCUUCUACGCUCCAUGCAUUAAUCCCCUUAAGCUGCAGCCAUGUCCCACCGAGAAACCAACCCUCACUUCACCAGACCCUCGCCGCCUCCAUCCGGACUCCCACCCCACCGGCCCCUCCUCCCUCGCGAAGACCCAUCACCGCCUUACCCCCCAAAACAGGUCAGAAUUGCUGAACCUUCCCAGAAGCCUUCACGUGAUUCUCCUUCUCUCGUGCCGCAACCCCCACCUCUAUCAGCCCGCGACAGAUCUCGCAAGACUAAGCGUGCUCCACCACCCCCACCUCUAUCACCCCGCGACAAUCUUCGCAGGCCUACAACUACAAAGCCUGCUCCUCCGCCUUCAACCCCACCGUCAUCGCGCGACAAACCUCGCGAAACUAAGCCGGGUGAUGAAUCUCACGUGCCUCAGGCCGGUCCGCCGUCACAGCCACGCCCCCCUGAUCGGCGAGGCCGUCCUCAUGGCCCGUUCCGAGUACCCGACCAGAGGAGAACCAAACCACUCACGUGGUUAGCCGCGAUCUUCUGUCUGAUAUUUUGGCUUGUAAUAAUCAUAGGAGGCUUGAUAGUGCUCAUAGUGUACCUUGUUUUUCGUCCCCAGAGUCCUCACUUCGAAGUGUCGAGUGCCAGCCUUAAUGCUGCCUACCUGGACCUGGGUUAUCUUCUCAAUGCCGAUGUUACGUUGCUCGCAAAUUUCACGAAUCCCAACAAGAAGGUGCACGUGGACUUCAGCACCACGAUGAUCUAUCUCUACUAUGGCAGCACGCUCAUCGCUACACAAUAUGUGGAGCCAUUCUCGGCGGCCAGGGCAGAGUCUAGGUUUGCGACCAUCCAUAUGGUGACCAGUCAGGUUCAGCUCCCGUUGGCAGAGACUCAGCGCCUUGUCAAACAAGUCCAGAGCAACGGAAUUAUACUUGAGGUGAAGGGAGUAUUCAGGGCAAGAUCCACGUUGGGACGCAUCUUAAGGUAUUCCUAUAACCUCUAUGGUUAUUGCACCAUCAUGCUGACGCGUCCCCCUGGAGGGGUUCUCGUCAAAAGAAAUUGUAGGACGAAACGCUGAAGCUGCAACCUCGGAUUUGGAAUUUGAUUUUGCUAAUUUUUACCUCUUUUUAAUAACACUCAUUUAAUGGUUAACCUUGCUAAUCUAUGCGCGAUACCUUUUUCAAAUAGCAACUACCUUCUUGAUGUUGAUCAUGUUUAAUAGACAAUCCAUGUCAAAUUCACAA